ACAGUUUGCGGUAAGAAAAUCAUCUCGGUCUCAUUACGUAGUAGAAAAGCAAUCAUGAAGUGCAUCGCAGCUGUAGUCAUGGUGCUUUUUGUCGCAGUCACCCGAGCCGGACUCAUCUACAGUGCCCCGUGGGCCUACACUUUGCCCCACACGACGGUGGUCCAGAGCAACUCGGUGCCCAAGCUGGUAUCGGCCCCGGCACCUUUCAACGGAUGGACUUUUGCGCCAACCGCCGCCACUGCCUGGCCCUUCCAUGGUGCUCCGUAUUACAGUUACAGUGUCCCGUUUACCUACACUGCUCCGACACUGUUGCUUCAGAAGGAAGCUCGCUAUCUGGCCGCCAAUCGUGGUGCCAUCCACGAGGCUCCCCUUCCUGGACACGCCAUCUCUCAGCAGCAGCUCAACCUGGAACCAGCUGCGGGAACCGUUUGAACUGUGGACUACGAAUUUACGACUGUACGACUGCUGGUGUAAUGUGAAAACAAUUGUGUCUGAUUGAAAGUGUUUUGGAUUUUUUUUUAGUAAAUUCUAGUUCAAAUAAAUAACGUGAACUCACAGUUUAACAAUAA
This is a messenger RNA of Malaya genurostris, 569 nucleotides long. RefSeq names its product adult cuticle protein 1-like. The record is from RefSeq and is a predicted model, not a curated record. Lineage: Eukaryota; Metazoa; Arthropoda; Insecta; Diptera; Culicidae. Bases 55 to 432 code for a protein of 125 amino acids. The transcript is spliced from 2 exons.